Molecule: messenger RNA, 783 nt
Organism: Gekko japonicus
Lineage: Eukaryota; Metazoa; Chordata; Lepidosauria; Squamata; Gekkonidae
Product: fish-egg lectin-like
Exons: 5
Coding region: 1-783 (260 amino acids)
Source: RefSeq, a predicted model, not a curated record
AUGUUCGUCCUUAUUUCAGAUUGUGAAGAGGUGCCUGGAGCACUGACACAGAUUGAUGCCAGCAACGGACAGAUCUUUGGUGUGAACAGUGAAGGCUACAUUUACACCUUGUACAGUGUAUAUGGAAACCCAUGGAUCCAGUUACCAGGGGCACUGACCCAUGUCACAACCGGUCCUUCUGGAGUCUGGGGGGUGGACUCAUAUCAUAACGUCUACAGGCUUGUGGGGGGCAACUGGAUCCUGAUUACAGGUUCGCUCAAACAGAUAGAUGCAGGGGGAAGCCAGUUUGUAGUUGGAGUCAACAUGAACGAUGAAAUCUGUUGCCUACCCAAGUCGUCAGCCAUCACUGCUGAUGACAACUCAUCACUGUCCUGGAUCCACAUUGAAGGAAAGUUCAAAUACUACUCCUGUGGGCCACUGGGUUGUUGGGGAGUUAACUCAGCUGAUACCAUCUAUUACCGGCAUGGUGUCACCCCAGAUUCCUGCACUGACUCCAGGUGGCAGAAUGUGCCUGGUGCGCUUUCCAUGAUUGAAGUUGGGACAGAAGGAGAUGUGUAUGGAGUAAACAGCGCUGGAGACAUUUAUCGCAGGGAAGGAAUCACCAAAGAGAAUCCUAUUGGAACUACCUGGGAACAAGUAGACAAAAAAAUUGGAAAGGCCAAACAUGUGUCCUAUGACCUGGACCGGUUAUGGGUUGUCACUACAGAAGGGAAUAUAUUUAAAUGCAAACAGCCUUGGGUUCUGGAGAGGACCCCUGGUCGCUACAUGGUGGCGCUGGCGUGA